GAAGAGUUUGGCUGGCGGAGACAUCAGUCGUUUCUUUUAUUCUUAUUUUUCUCUCGUUAAAUAAGCAGUCAAAGCAAUUUCAAGACAAACACGAGUAUCUAUUUUUUUAGUUUUUGUUUUUUAAUUAUUUCUCUCUCUGUGAACUUGCUUGCGUAUCGGUCCUGAACUAUUUUUCUUCUUUGAUUCUGAUAGAAGAGAAUUUUGGAAUCCUUAAUCUAUUGCCCCUGUAAUGGUGGGUUGGUCCUCUUCGAUGGAAUGGGUCUGAAACCCUAGUUUGUAUCCUCAGAUCUGCUUCUUGGAUCAUGUCCUUUGGUUAAGUUGAAGCCCAAGUCUUAGCUGGUUCGUCUCGGGUCGAGUUGUCUUUGAGCUGAGAAUUAAAGGGAGAUAUGGCCUCGGUGAAGUCGUCUCGGUCGAGGGGUCAGGUUGGUAAGGGUUCGGCGGCUAACGGCAAUGCUUUGGAGAAUGGAGUCCAUCUUGAGGAUAAGCUGAAUGUGUUCAUGAUUGAUAGUUUUGAUCCUGACGGCUAUGUUCAGUCGAAAUGUCAGUCUCUGAACGAGAAGGAAAUAAGGCAGUURUGUGCGUAUCUUGUAGAUUUGAAAAAGGCAUCUGCAGAAGAGAUGCGUAGAAGUGUUUACGCUAACUAUACUGCUUUCAUACGAACAUCAAAGGAGAUAUCAGAUCUAGAAGGGGAGCUUUUGUCAAUCAGAAACCUUCUAUCUACUCAGGCAGCUCUUAUUCAUGGUUUAGCUGAAGGAGUCAAAAUUGAUUCUUUGCCAUCCAAUGCUUCUGAAGGUUCACCAGAACAUGGCAUAUCUAAAUUUGAAGAUAAGGGGCUUUCAGAUACAGAGAAAUGGGCACUGGAGUUCCCUGAUGUACUUGACGUCUUGCUAGCUGAGAGGAGAGUGGAUGAAGCUUUGGCUGCCCUUGAUGAGGGUGAAAAUGUAGUUGCAGAAGCAAAAGAAAAGAAAACACUGAGUCCAGCUGCACUUCUUUCACUACAGAUUGCCAUUACUGAACGGAGACAAAAGUUAUCUGAUCAGCUUGCUGAAGCUGUUUGCCAACCUUCUACUCGUGGCAGUGAGCUUCGUGCAGCUGUUUUGGCUCUUAAAAGACUUGGAGAUGGUCCCCGUGCUCAUACUUUGCUACUUAAUGCUCAUUACCAAAGAUUUCAAUAUAAUAUGCAAAGUCUUCGACCUUCAAGCACCUCAUAUGGAGGAGCAUAUACUGCUGCUCUCUCGCAGAUAGUUUUCUCUGCCAUCGCUCAGGCUGUGAGUGAUUCUUUAGCUAUUUUUGGCAAGGAGCCAGCAUAUACAUCUGAGCUUGUGAUGUGGGCUACAAAGCAGACAGAGGCUUUUGCACUUCUUGUCAAGAGACAUGCAUUGGCCUCAUCAGCAGCUGCUGGAGGUCUAAGGGCUGCUGCAGAGUGUGUUCAGAUAGCAUUAGGCCAUUGUUCAUUGUUGGAAUCUCGUGGUUUGGCACUUUGCCCCAUUCUCUUGAAACAAUUUAGGCCUAGUGUUGAGCAAGCAUUAGAGGCUAAUUUAAAACGAAUUGAAGAGAGCACUGCUGCAUUAGCUGCUGCUGAUGAUUGGGUGCUCACUUAUCCUCCAACUGUUACACAUCAAUCUGGUAGAACCUCAAAUGCAUCUAUUGGCUCUGCAAYGGCAUUUCACCAUAAACUUUCAAGCAGCGCUCACCGCUUCAAUUCCAUGGUCCAGGAUUUCUUUGAAGAUGUAGGACCGCUCCUCAGUAUGCAAUUAGGAGGUCAAAGCCUGGAAGGCCUGUUUCAAGUAUUCAACUCAUAUGUUAGCUUACUCAUAAAUGCGUUGCCAGGUUCAAUGGAAGAAGAAGGAAGACCGGAAGGCUCUGGAAAUAAAAUUGUUCGGAUGGCUGAGACUGAACCUCAGCAGAUUGCUUUGCUAGCAAAUGCAUCUUUAUUAGCGGAUGAACUGCUACCACGGGCUGCCAUGAAGCUUUCUCCACUGAACCAGAAUGGUAUUAAGGAUGAACCUCGUAGAAGAGUUACUGACAGGCAAAACCGUCAUCCUGAACAAAGAGAAUGGAAGAGGCGCCUCCAGCGCUCUGUUGAUAGAUUAAGAGAUAGUUUCUGUCAACAACAUGCUCUUGAUCUCAUUUUCACUGAAGAUGGCGAUACCUUUCUUAGUGCAGACAUGUACAUAAAUAUGGAUGGGAAUGCAGAUGAAAUUGAGUGGUUCCCCUCUCAAAUAUUUCAGGAUCUUUUUCUAAAACUUAAUAGGAUGGCAAGUAUAGCUGCAGAUAUGUUUGUAGGAAGGGAAAGAUUUGCUACACUGCUGUUGAUGAGACUUACAGAAACUGUUAUCUUAUGGCUUUCAAAUGAUCAAAGCUUUUGGGAUGAUAUUGAAGAUGGACCUAGGCCUUUGGGUUCUCUUGGCCUUCAACAGUUCUAUCUGGACAUGAAGUUUGYUAUUUAUUUUUCAUCCCAAGGGCGUUACUUGUCUCGGCAUUUGCAUCAAGUUAUCAAUGACAUCACAACUAGAGCCAUUGCGGCAUUUGCAACAACUGGAAUGGAUCCUUACAGGUACGCUCUUUAGUGGGUUUUUAGAUUAUUAGAA
Messenger RNA from Nelumbo nucifera (sacred lotus), 2591 nucleotides. The record is from RefSeq and is a predicted model, not a curated record. NCBI's taxonomy places the organism in Eukaryota, Viridiplantae, Streptophyta, Magnoliopsida, Proteales, Nelumbonaceae.